UCCUUUGGCUGGAAUCCCAAAAGAGGGGUUUAGUUUAGGGUUCCUGAAACUCCAAAGCGUGGCGUGAGAAAUGGAGGACGACGAUGAGGGUUUGAAGAGCUACGUAGUGAUACACAACAUAGCAAAGAGGCACAACGUAGGGACAUUAGCUCGUAGCGCCACCGCAUUCGGCGUUUCUGAAGUGAUUCUUGUGGGGCGGCGUGACUUCAACUCCUUCGGCAGCCAUGGGUCCACCUCUCACAUCCCUUUCCGCCAUUUCUACUCCCUCUCCGACGCCCGCCUCUUCCUCAAGGCCAAAGGUUGUGACAUAUGUGGUGUUGAGAUUACUCCCAACGCUACCUCUGUAACCACUCACCCCUUUAAAACAAGCACAGCUUUUCUUCUCGGCAACGAGGGUACUGGCUUAUCUGCUAAAGAAUGUGAUUUUUGUGAUUAUUUUGUCUAUAUCCCCCAAUAUGGCUGUGGCACCGCUUCUCUAAAUGUUACUGUUGCGGCUUCCAUUAUUCUACAUCACUUUGCAGUCUGGGCAGGAUUUCCUGAGCGAACUCGUGAUGGGAACAAGUUUGUUGUAGCAGAAAGACCGGUGCAUAAGGUGGGGCGUAACUUCUGCACUGAAACAGCAGAAUCUGUCGCUGCAGAACGCAAUCUUAAAAGAGAAAAUGAUGCUAAAAACGGAUUUUUUGAAGAUACAGAAGGAAGUGAUUCUUCUAACAAUCUUCUUGAUGCUGUUUUUGGAGAUUGAUUUCCUGAAAUUCUUCCUGCAUCCAAGUUCUCAUGAGUUCCUACAUGGCUACACAGAAAUUGAAAUUGGUUGGAGUCCUGGUUUUCAAAGUUAACUCAUGCUAAAAUUAAACAACCUGGUUUUUAAAGUUAACUCGAAGAUGAAAUUAAACCUUGUAGUCGUUAAUUUGUGUUGGUUAGUGACAGUUAAGUUUGUUGUUCUUAUAAUGGUUGUAAUAGGUUGUGCUAUGUUUUCUAAAACGUUUUUUUUUUUUUUAUUUUAUAACUUAGCUGCUAUUUGUUUCGGCUC
Molecule: messenger RNA, 1030 nt
Organism: Helianthus annuus (common sunflower)
Lineage: Eukaryota; Viridiplantae; Streptophyta; Magnoliopsida; Asterales; Asteraceae
Product: putative TrmH family tRNA/rRNA methyltransferase
Exons: 2
Coding region: 71-742 (223 amino acids)
Biological process (GO): RNA processing
Molecular function (GO): RNA binding; RNA methyltransferase activity
Source: RefSeq, a predicted model, not a curated record